Messenger RNA from Brienomyrus brachyistius, 1694 nucleotides. It is a transcript of the gene lrata, whose product is annotated as lecithin retinol acyltransferase a. The coding region runs from base 417 to 1394 and encodes 325 amino acids. The transcript is spliced from 2 exons. Lineage: Eukaryota; Metazoa; Chordata; Actinopteri; Osteoglossiformes; Mormyridae. Gene Ontology annotation, biological process: retinol metabolic process. Gene Ontology annotation, molecular function: phosphatidylcholine-retinol O-acyltransferase activity. The record is from RefSeq and is a predicted model, not a curated record.
AUGCUACUCAUUCUCGCGUUACAUGCACCAGUAAAAAUUAAGAAACGUGCAUUAUGGGCUGACAAUAAGAUUGGAGAAUCCCUACCUAUAAGUUUUGCCAUUAUCCUAAAUGUAAUGUCUUGUUUUACAAAGGGCUUCUACGAGGGCAAUCUAUUAAUUAAUUUGUGGAUGCUGAAAAUAAAAUCAGUCACGAAGUUUUGAUAAAUACAUCAAAUUAAAAAAUGUAUUAAUUAGGCUAAUUAUUUAACAAAGCUUUUAGACUGCAUUGUUAACCCGUUCACCAUAUAAAUGAGGGCCUGGAUAAAAAAAUGCAGUUGAAUAUGAUAGCAUGACAUGAUAGUAUCACCGUAAAUAUGGAAUUUUCAAAGAGGCUACGAACAUGUGUACAAUUAAACUUGUGUUUGUAGCCCUACUAAAUGCAUCCAAAUCUCAUGAAACAAUUUGAAAUGCCAUCGACCAAUAUCACUAGUAUAUUAGCUGAAAUGUGUCAAUGUAAUUUUUUUCAGUUAAAAUUCAUCUCUAAUUCCCACGCUACGGGGUUUGUACACAUAAACGUCAUUAUUAACAACCUCACAGCUACACUUUCUUUGAAAAUACAGAUUCUUGUAAACCAAUCGUAUCUCUGGGAGACGCAUGAUGUAAUCCCGACCCUCCUUAUAUUCCAGCGGAUAAAAGCCUUGAAUGAAGUAACCGCACUUACUUGGAAACAUAGCAAAAUGUUUGACUCGCUGACGUUAAUUAUUGGUAAGGUUUUGGUACUCUCAAAUCUGAACAUUUUUAAGUUCAUUACGCAAAAGGAAGAAGCCCGCACAAAUAACUGCCAGACACUCUCCCUCCAGAGGGGCGAUCUGCUGGAGGUGCCUCGGACACUGUUCAUUCACUUCGGAAUUUACUUGGGUGACAACAAAGUGGCGCAUCUCAUGCCUGACAUCCUGCCCGCGUUUACGAGUGACAAAUGCCAGAUUAAAAAGGUUGUCACGAACAAGAGGUUGCUCUGGGGUGUAAUUUCCAAGAAUGCCACCAUUCGCGUUGACACGGUUGAAGAUUUUGCUUACGGAUCAAACAUCUUAGUCAAUGAUAUGGAUAAUACAAUGAAGAGGCCGCCUUUACCAAACGAAGAGGUUGCGAGGAGAGCUGAAAAACUGAUCGGAGUCAUACCGUACAGUCUGCUUUGGAAUAACUGUGAACAUUUUGUCACGUUUUGCAGAUACAGCUCUCCUAUCAGCCUACAAACGGAUAAGUUCUGCGAGGCCCUGAAAUCGAUUGUCCGCGACCAGAGGAGCGUCCUGCUCGCCGCCCUGCUGGGGAUGAUGUCCAUUGCGUGCCUGGGACUGGCUCCUUCCACGACUCUGCCCAGCAUCCUCGUUCCCUUCGUCCUCUGGAUGGCUGGCUGAUGUGUGGAGUCCAAACACUCGGAGUGUCCCGCUCAAACGGGAGCCAUAUGUGUUUAACUUAUACGCUAUGAAUGGCUUAGGAGACGCCCGCUUCAGUGAUGGAUAUAGAUCUCCGCGGUUUGUUUUAACUUACUGUGUAAGUCCACUUUACCUGUUAGUAGCCUUGAAGGAGUAAAUACUUGCAUAUCUUGUUGGUUUAUGUACAGUAUCUGUUUUUGUUUAAAUAUGUAACACAUUUAUAUGCUUACAUUUUAAUACACUCAAACCAGGUAAUUUUACAUAUUAAUAAAGAAAUUAAGA